Molecule: messenger RNA, 258 nt
Organism: Menidia menidia (Atlantic silverside)
Lineage: Eukaryota; Metazoa; Chordata; Actinopteri; Atheriniformes; Atherinopsidae
Source: the annotation of a GenBank genome assembly
AUGGGUCGCUCAUCUAAAGACAAACGCGACAUCUACUACCGUCUGGCCAAAGAAGAGGGUUGGAGAGCCAGAAGCGCCUUCAAGUUGCUGCAGCUGGACCAUGAGUUCAACCUACGUCAGAGUCUUGAAAAGGUCAUGAACUUUCCCACCUACGAGAGCAUGAAGCAGUAUUUGCACUUGCAGGGUGCUGCCUCUUGUCAAACCUCUGCUGAGCCUGCCAGUCGGAUGGAAGUGGAGUUUUAUUACGAAGCAAUCUGA